UGACCCUUCAGUCACAUUUUAGAACGCUUUCGCUUAACCUGCUCCCAAACUAGGUAGAAGCAGAGAUGAUCGUGCGCCUAACUGGGAUUCCUUUGUGACAUACAUAAAGCGUUAAGGAAUCCGCUCUCUGUGAUAAUCUUCGGCUAUUUUAAGAAAUUAUCCCGCAGGCAAUAUGGUUGUGGCACCAGUCGAUAGAAUUUCUCCGCUGCUAGUCAAGAAAAUCGAGCUGCGGCUCGAAAACGAAUCCUUGACGGCAGACUUCGCGAUGGUGUGCAACGCGCCUGACAAAGAAUUUUACGACCGCGUCCAGUCUUAUGAUAUACAACUGACCGAAACGUAUUCCGUUGACCUCCGGUUUUGGCCCAAUGGCGUACAGGAAGGAGGCCCCGUAACUCUGAUGAUUUCGCCACAGAGAGAGGACGCAAAAGGCUUAUAUGUUAAGUUUGAAGUGCGCAUGGUUGCUUCGGAUAAUAAUAACUGGUUCGCCUACAAAAUGGAAGAGUUCAUAGGGUUAGAGUUUGGGUUGGCAUGGAAUAUCAAUAUAUGUGACGUAAAGAAAAUCAAGGAUAACCCAGAACAUCUAGCUCCAAAAGGAUGCAUGCUAUGUUUCGCGACUACGACAAUACACACUACAAUGAUACCUCCGCCAACUCCUUUACGAAGUGGAGACUUCAGCGAGAAGAUAGCACUUAUCAAAGACAAAAUUUAUCAAUCUUCAUUUGGGGACAUGAGGAUCUUUGUUCGCCAAGUUGAGAUGUACGCUCACCGAUGUGUUCUGAUACGGCACGGAAUCUUCAGCUCAUCAGUUGCAUCGUUGCCACCUAAUUCUUGUCUUAUAACAGCGGAUGGUUCAUGCCCCCGAGUUAUAGAGGAAUUUGUAGUGGAAGCCUACCUAUCGAUAGGAAAGGACGAAUUUCAACAACUUUUAUCAUAAUGACUCUUAAGUUCUCACAGGAUUAGAUCAGGAAUUAAGUUCUCGAAGGCGUCCUUUUUUAGUUGAAAGAAAAAACGACAUAAUUUGAAGGAGAACUUGAGAAAUGUAAGUCACUACAUUGAGAAAAUUUGGAACUCCUUAAAUUUUGGUCUGAUCUUGGGGGAACUUUUGAACGAUGUAAAUAGCAAAUUAGCAAAUUAAAAAUAAAUUGACUCAAAGCGAA
This is a messenger RNA of Hermetia illucens (black soldier fly), 1157 nucleotides long. RefSeq lists its product as uncharacterized. Lineage: Eukaryota; Metazoa; Arthropoda; Insecta; Diptera; Stratiomyidae. The transcript is spliced from 2 exons. The record is from RefSeq and is a predicted model, not a curated record. The coding region runs from base 173 to 934 and encodes 253 amino acids.